CACUUUUUUAGAGGCAAAUGUCAAAUAUGUUUUGAUAUUUUUUGUGGAUUUAUAAUUAAAUUUUUUUGUGACAAAUCAGAAAUAGUUCGACUUUUAGAAUACUAUUUGCUGGAAAAUGAGUUCGGGAUUCGUAACAGAAACUGAGGCUGCUGAAGCACGUAAGCGUCGGCAGGAAGAAUGGGAGCGAGUGCGCACACCGGAUCAACCGUUGGAACGUCCUGAGGAACCAUAUGAUGGUCGGUCACUUUUUGAAAGAUUAAAGGAACAGAAAAUGAAAAAGGACAUGGAAUAUGAAGAAGCACACAAACUUAAAAACUUAAUCCGUGGUCUUGAUGAUGAUGAAGUUCAGUUUCUCGAGUUAGUCGACCAAAACAAAAUCGAUGCAGAAAAAAGACAAAUACAAGAAGAGCGUAAAGAAUUGCAAGAUUUCCGUGACCGCGUAGCAACUUUGCAGGAAGAAACUGCUGACAAGAAACUUCAAUCCGAAAUGAAAGCAGGCAAGUCAAAGGUUACAUUAAGCGCAAGCACAGCAAGGCCUUCACAAAAAUCGUUACUAGGAGUUGGUAUUAAGCGUAAAAAUGGUGAAGUCGCCAGUUCUUCCGGCGCGAUCGCUGUAAAAGUUUCCAAAGACUCUCCUACAACAAAUGUUUCUAAAAAUAUGGAACUGCCAAGCAUUUAUACAAAUCAAUUUGACAAAGGUCAACUGAAAUGUAUUGCAAUACUUCCUGGUAUUGGGCCAUAUACCGAAUCUAGUGAUUCUGAAAUGAGCAGUGGUAGUGAAGAUGAACCAGAUAACGAUAGUCAUGGCAAGUAUGAUUUGAUGGGACGAAAGAAACAAAAAAAGAAGAGUUGUCACGAUGAUGAUUAAAUUUUGAAUUUUUUUUUAGCACUAAGUAGUAAUGAAUCAUGAUUCAGUUCUUUAUUGGCUUCAAUAUAGAAAACGCAUUAUUAUAUAUGAAGAUUACAAGUAAAAAUAAAUUAAAAUAUUUUUUUUUCUAC
This is a messenger RNA of Ceratitis capitata (Mediterranean fruit fly), 999 nucleotides long. Its product is annotated as protein FAM192A. The transcript is spliced from 4 exons. The record is from RefSeq and is a predicted model, not a curated record. Gene Ontology annotation, cellular component: nucleus. NCBI's taxonomy places the organism in Eukaryota, Metazoa, Arthropoda, Insecta, Diptera, Tephritidae. The coding region runs from base 116 to 868 and encodes 250 amino acids.